GUAUCCCGAAAGUAAUCGAAUGUUUAUGUAGACACGAUUUACUUCGAGGAUAAAUAAUUUUGUUAUUUACAGUUUAUUUAAAAUUAUUUUAAAUAUUUAUUUACGCGUAACAUUAAUUAGUGAAUGAGUUACCGUUCAAUAAACAAAUACAUUUUUUUUUUAGUGUGUUAAUUAAUAAUUAGUGUAAUCAUGAAGACUUUAAUCGACUUCGACGAAUGUCUUCGAGAUACUCCAAAAUUUCGAUCGUGUAUUGAAAACGUCGAAGGAAAUAUAGAUCAGUUGGAGCAAAAAUUAGAUAAGGUAUUAAAAUAUUGUAAUUUAAUGAUUGAUGCUGGGAAAACAUUCGUCGGACAACAGAACCAAUUUACCAACAGUCUAUGGGAAUUAUCACAGUACUUCAGCGAUGAUGAAAAAGUAAUGAGUUUUCUGAAUAAACUAAUCCACGCAUUGCAAGAAAUGAACAAAUUCCACUCAAUUCUGUUGGACCAGGCAUCGAGGACAGUCGUCAGAGACCUGAGCGCUUUCAUAAAAAGUGACGUCAAAAAAGCCAAAGAAUCUCGUCAUUACUUCGAAAAAAUAUCAAACGAUCUUGACAUCGCACUGAACCGUAACUCCCAAGUGCCUAAAACACGACCCGCAGAAUACGAAGAAGUGUCAAAUAUUUUAUCAGCAACGCGGUCGUGUUUCCGUCACACGUCACUAGAUUACGUCCACGCACUGACGAUGUUACAAGCGCGUCGCCGUCACGAAAUUCUCGGGUCACUACUGAGUUACAUGCACGCAUGCUUCACUUAUUAUCACCAAGGCUCCGAUUUAGCUCAAGAUCUCGACUCAUUUCUCAAGGAACUGAGCGACGACCUGGUGGUAAUGCGCCUGGAGUCUACGAAACUCGAAAAAGAGAUGGAAAAUCGUCACGUUUACGUCACAAGUCGGGAUUUGAUACCUUCAGCAACGGAUAAUAAUAAACGAAUGGAAGGUUAUUUAUUUAAGCGAACAAGUAAUGCCUUCAAAACAUGGAACCGCCGGUGGUUCUGCUUAAAAGAUCACCAGCUGGUCUACAAAAAACGUACCGGUGACGACGACUACACCGUCAUGGAAGACGACCUGCGUCUUUGCACCGUGAAAUCAAUCGUCGACUGCGAUCGCCGCAACUGUUUUGAAGUUUUGAGUCCAACAAAAAGUCAUAUCCUGCAGGCUGACAGCGAGGAAAUGUACCUGGCCUGGGUCACGUCAAUGCAGCAAGCGAUCGGUGCUGCCAUUCAACGCGGCACCAGUUCCUACACUCUGAAAAAUAUCAACAAAUCCACGGAAUUCAAACGCAACAAUUUGCGCGGGCCCGUGAGACCGCCAGCGAAACCGCGGACCCGCGUAUGGGAGCAGUUGCUAAAGAUACCAGGCAACGAUUCCUGUUGCGACUGCGGUAACCCGGAUCCCAAGUGGGCGAGUAUCAAUCUGGGGAUUACUCUUUGCAUUGAAUGCUCCGGGAUCCAUCGCAGCCUUGGUGUCCACUACAGCAAAGUCCGGUCGCUUACUUUGGACGACUGGGAGCCGGAAAUACUAAAAGUCAUGGCCGAGUUAGGCAACAAUGUUGUCAAUAAUGUCUACGAAGCUGUGAAACCUUCCGGCGAUAUCACGAAAGCGACACCCAAGUGCAUCAACAGCAUCCGCGAAGCCUGGAUCAAAGCUAAGUACGUUGACAGAAAGUUUGUCAAGCCGUUUAAUAAUAAUUUGAUAAUUUCCACUGGCGAUCAGCAGCAGCACAGUCGGGAUAUCAUGAGAUUCCGCAAGUGGAGCGUAAGGAAAUUGAGGCGGAGACCCAGAAGUCAUCACAAGAUUGAUGGGAAAAAUAAAAUUUUGAAUAGGGAAGGGAUCAAUGAGGUGGUGGAUGAAAGCAUCGCUGAUUGUGUCACUGGUACGUCUGCUGAAGUAAUGAGCGAGUCGGAGGCGAGCUCGAUAAGUUCGGAUACGGGGACUGUUGAGUUGAAAAACACGUCGACUUUGUAUGGGAAAAUACUGACGAGUAUCCAGCAGCCUGACGAUGACAGGGAUAGUGCGGAGGUGAAGGAUAAAAUUUUCGAAGAUAAAAUUUGUGGAGAGGAUGAGAAAGACAGAGUGGAGAUGGUAACAGAUGACAAGGAGCUGGAGAUUAAGGACGAGGUCAAGGAUGAGUCGGACAUACUGAUGUUUGGUUGCGAUUUGCCUAAACCUUUUAUUGAAAGCAAUCUGGAGCUGAGUUCCGACCAGGAUUCCACGGCUGGGGAGGAAGAGGAGUUUGCUGAUGAAGAAGAUAUUGAGAAUUUGCAUGCUGACAUGCUGCUGUACAAGGCUGCAGCUGCGCACAAUUUGCCGGUCAUGUGCACGGCGUUGGCUGCCGGGGCUGACAAAAUGUGGUGCAAUGUCAAUGAUCGAGGAAGGACUGCGUUACACCAGGCGAUUAUUAGUGGAUCUGUCAUGUCAUGUGAGUAUCUUAUUUUAAACGGAGCCAAGAUAAAUUGUCAGGAUGCUGAGGGUAAAACGCCGCUUUAUUUAGCCACUGAACUAGGUCAUACAGCUCAGGUGUGCUUAUUAUUAAAACACCGAGCGGAUCAACAUAUCGAAGAUGAAAGUGGAGUAAAACCAUUGUCAAUUGCUGUGAAAGAAGCUAAUGCGGAUAUCGUAACUUUAUUGCGACUAGGAUUGUUAAAUGAAGAGAUGAAAGACUCGGAAAUCGGUAUUACUGGUGACGAAACAUUCAAUGAUGUCGUUCGUGAUUUCAGUCAGUUGGCUUGCUCUCAUCCCGAACGUCUGCAUCGACGUAAUGAAUCGACGAAUGUUCAAAACACACCUGAAUAAUCGUGUACUAUUAUUAUUAUUUUUUAAUUUACUCAUUCCAUGUACUUCCAGCUUUAGUUGUUUAAUUUAUUUAAACAAAAAACAAUUAAGUACAAUAACAAGCUUUAUAUUGAAUACAAUGGAAGCUCUCUAACUUUGACAGGGGCUAGAAAUUACGAAAUCAAAAUUAUAUAAUACGCGGCAGUAGACUUCUUAUUUUUUUGUAAGAAAGGGGGGGAGUUGGUGGAUGUAAAAGUUACAGAUUCCACUGUAAUGUAAAAAAGUAUAAUUAUUUAUUUUAAUAUCAACUUUUUUAUAUUAUUAUAUAUAAAUAUUACAAGUGUGUGAAUCGAAUAAUUCGAAACUUUUUCAAUUACUGGAUUCGAUUGUGAAAAUUUCGAUCAGCUUUCAAAUUUUCAAAUUUUAUUUAAUCCCAAAUAGCGGACUUGGCUUCAUUACAUCAGUAAGAUGUCAAUUUUGAUGCUGGGUUUUGGCCUAUUAACAGAACACCAAAAUGAUGACAAGUCAGUAAAUCUCAUGAAAAAAUCUGCUUAAAAAACUUGACACAAGUGACGACAAAAAGUAAAUUAAAAAUAAACGUCAAAUAAGUCAUCAAAUUCCUGUGACUCCUCAGACCAACAUCUGAAGGUCAUAUUUACAUAAAAGAACUUGGCGUUAAUACCGAAAAAAAUUUGUUUUGUACUUUUGAAAGACAUAUUUGAAUCGUUUAUUUGAGAAAUCCCAUAAGUCAAGAAAACAAAAUUUUUCAGGAAACACAAAAAACAUUUUUUUGGAAAAACUUGACAUUAAAAUAAUAAAUAAAUAAUUUAAUACAAUAAUGUUAGCGUCUCUGAAAAGAUUCCAACAAGAAAAAUUUAAUUUUUUAACUGAAACUACUUAAAAAAAUUAUUUAAAGUUGAUUGACUUAUGGGGUUUCUCAACCAAACGGAAAAAAAAGUUAUAAAAUCAUUGUUUUUUUAAAUGUUUCCACUCGAAUCAUUUAUUACACUGAUAAAAUGAAGUAUUAAAUAUGUAUAUGAACUCUGAAACUCAUAAAUUACAAAAAAUUAUAAUUAAUUUAAACAUUUUAAUUAGUCAUAUAACAGUCAACAAUAAAACAAAAUUUGAAAUUAAUUUCCCAAAAAAGCGCGAAUUUUAAAUAAAAAAAAAAAAAUUAUUUCUGUAAAACUAAAACUGCAUAUGUUUAUUUGAGUCAUUGACUUAUAGGGUUUCUCAAUUAAAUAAAAUUGCUGUCACCCCGUUAAUUUUUUUUUAAACGCUGAUUUGAUGCAUAUUUUGAUUGAUUUCUAUGGCGGGACAUCCAAAGAACCCAAAAAUGCAAAAAACCCAAUUUUGUAAAAAACAUGACUUAUGGGGUUUCUCAAAUAAACGAUUCAUUUGUUGUCUCUGUGUUACUUAGGAUUCAAAGCUUAGUUUUUAAAGUAAACAAAUUUUUUUUUUUUUGUAAAUUCAAGUCCGAGCUCUUUUUACUUCUGACCAAAAUUUGAAUUAUGGGAAAAAAAUGUUAAGUCGUUUAAAAAAAAUUUUUGAAUUAUUCGUGAACUUUCAAAUUAUUCGGAGUUUCGAAUUUUUUGCACACUCAUAAUAAAUAUAUAUACAUAUACACACACACACACAUAUAUAUAUAUAUAUAUAUUAAUGUAUAUAUAGUUUAAUCAAUUUUUAAUAUUGCGCGAUUGAUUUAUUUUGAUAAAUAAUUAUUAUAAUUUUAAUUAAAAAAAUUUUGUAGUGUUUAUUUUU
This is a messenger RNA of Microplitis mediator, 4572 nucleotides long. RefSeq names its product arf-GAP with coiled-coil, ANK repeat and PH domain-containing protein 2 (gene CenB1A). Lineage: Eukaryota; Metazoa; Arthropoda; Insecta; Hymenoptera; Braconidae. Gene Ontology annotation, cellular component: cytoplasm. Bases 190 to 2832 code for a protein of 880 amino acids. Gene Ontology annotation, molecular function: protein binding; GTPase activator activity. The record is from RefSeq and is a predicted model, not a curated record. The transcript is spliced from 7 exons.